AUGGACGUCGAGGAUAAGGACGAGCACGCGUUACAAGUGGAGACGCGAAUGAAAGCACCUCUGCGAUGGAAUUCUCCAGCCAGAUACGAGAUAAUCGACCUGAAAGAGCUGCAGUACGACGAAGCUUUGCGGCUGAUCAAACACCACUUCUUUCGCGAGGAGCCUAUGUGCAAGGCCUCCUCGUUGCUCCAGGACGAGACAUCCGUGAACGAGUAUCUGGAGCUGGCGAGUACGUGGAUGAAGGACACCACGAGCAUAAUCGCGACGAGUGCAGCGUCUGGUCGCGUGAUCGGAGUUGCUGUUGCGCGAAUCAACAGCAGCCCUGAGAAAACGGACACUUACAACCGUGCGCAGAUCCUGGAAGGAGAAACUCUGCGCAAGAUCAUGCAUCUAACGAAUACGCUACUUGUUCAAGCUAAUGCACACGAAAGGUUCGGCCAUCCAGCGUAUUUCUGCAUAUACAUUCUGUGCGUGCACCCGUCUUAUCGAGAGAAAGGUGUCGAGAUUGCGCUUCUGAACGCUUGCGUGCAGGUAGCAGUGACCUUAAAAAUGCCAGCAAUCGGUGGUGUUUUCACCAGCGGUGUUUGCCAAUCGUGGGCGCACAGCGUAGGCUUCGAGCUUCUCUCGGAAAUACGUUACAGUUCAUGGCUGAGCAACGAUCAGGCUGUCUUCGACGAUCCAGGAAGAGGAAAUUACUCGGCUGCCUUCAUGGGCAAGCUGAUACUACUCGAGGAGUUCAAAGAGGACGAUGUACCAUCCGUCAGUACUGCAUCGAGAGAUGUAAGAUCGCUGAAAUCUGUUAGAUCGCUGAAAUCUCAGGAACAAGGUUCUCUGAAAUCUGCGGAGCAAGGCUCUGUCCAAUCUCAAGUGCAAAUGUGA
Habropoda laboriosa is the source of this 879-nucleotide messenger RNA. RefSeq lists its product as uncharacterized. NCBI's taxonomy places the organism in Eukaryota, Metazoa, Arthropoda, Insecta, Hymenoptera, Apidae. The transcript is spliced from 3 exons. Gene Ontology annotation, molecular function: N-acetyltransferase activity. The record is from RefSeq and is a predicted model, not a curated record. Bases 1 to 879 code for a protein of 292 amino acids.